This is a messenger RNA of Aspergillus oryzae RIB40, 1284 nucleotides long. RefSeq lists its product as uncharacterized. The record is from RefSeq and is a predicted model, not a curated record. Gene Ontology annotation, molecular function: nucleic acid binding. Bases 1 to 1284 code for a protein of 427 amino acids. Lineage: Eukaryota; Fungi; Ascomycota; Eurotiomycetes; Eurotiales; Aspergillaceae. The transcript has 4 exons.
AUGGCUACCAGGCGCCCAGUUGACCCCUUCACGGGACACGACUCUCCUGGCCCAUAUCAUGGUCCAUAUCGAGCUCGUGCAGGCACCGUAAUGCAGCCUGUCCAGACAACUCAGCCGGGUCCUUCUGAGACGCCUCACCAACAGGGGCAGUUCCCGAGUCUAGGAGGUUUAUACGCCCAUCUUCCUUCUACGGGAGAAGCCCCGCGUGGAUAUUAUCCCUAUGACACUGCACAAACUCCAACUCCAACCCCUCGGAACCCUCGUCCUUUUAGCCAGCUACGAGCUGUACAUAGUCCACUCCCCGCCCCAGCUCCCCAGCAUCCGUUCCAUUAUGGGCCUCCAGGGCUUCUCUCUCCUGCAUUCUACCCCACUGAAGGCACCGUGGCUCCACAGCCUAUGAGAGCCGAAGUUCACGGGCAACCGGGAAACUCUGAGCAGAUCCCAGACCUGGACAAACCGUUUAGCACAGUUGCUAUGAGGGAGGAGAUGCCUAUUGGCAGUUCUGUGCAUACUCGUCAGGCACCGUGUUGGGGCGUUAUCAAGAUAUCAAACAUUCCUUAUUCGGUUACCAAAAGUGAGAUCGCGCAAUUUGUAGGACGCCCAGCGCGCCUUAUCAAAGGAUGUCCAAUCCAUAUUAUCAUGGAGCGCUCGACCGCGAAAACUAUGGACUGUUUCGUUGAAACUGAAACUCAGGAAGCAGCCCAGAGAACAGUUGACCGAAUUAACAGCAUCUAUGAGACUGGCCGAGCACCCAGGCUUGGUCUUCGCCGUGUAGACGUGGAGUACAGUAACCAGGAUGCGCUCUUGAAAGAUCUCUUUCCGAGAGCCAAGUGCAUCUCCUGGGAAGAGGGUAUGCCUCGCGAACUUCCAAACACUGAUCCGUACUCCACAGGUUUUUCUGGCUUCAUCACUAGUGAAGAGAUCGUGGGAGCUAUUCGUCAUGCUGAAAUUCCUCACCGUUAUCCAUGGUACGCUACAAGGUUGUACACGGUCGAUGAUCGCAAUCAGCUGUUUGAGCUGACAAAUAGGCACUUGAUAUCUCUUGCAUCCCGCAUUGACAGAACUCAAACCAUGGGCCUGGACCAAAAUCUGCUGCGAGAUCUCCUCUAUGCUGGAAUCAAUUGUCCGGCCUUCAAUGAACGUCAGAAAUAUACUCUGUGUGUCAAUUCUAACCUUGCACCAGAGAUCUCUAGGUUUCCAGAUAUCAGCAAGUGGUUUCCGUUCGACACUUUAGUGCAGCUGCCCGACUUCAACAAGGAUACCCUCUCGCCCACUCCAAACUAA